AUGCGUCCCGCGGGCUUCGGGAACUUCUGGCUGCUGGCCUCCUCCCUUCUCGUCGCGGGGCUGUCGGCUGUUCCCCAGAGCUUCUCGCCGUCGCUGAGAAUCGGGCCGGGUGCCGCCUGCAGGCUGUCCCGGGCCGAGUCCGAGCGCCGGUGCCGCGCGCCCGGGCAGCCCCCAGGGGGCGCUCUGUGCCACGGCCGCGGCCGGUGCGACUGCGGGGUCUGCAUCUGUCACGUGAGCGAGCCCGGCGUGUUCUUCGGGCCCCUGUGCGAGUGCCACGAGUGGGUGUGCGACACGUACGACGGGAGCACCUGCGCAGGCCACGGUAAGUGUGACUGUGGCAAGUGCAAAUGUGACGAAGGCUGGUUUGGGGACGCUUGCCAGUACCCAACUCACUGUGACCUGACGAAGAAGAAGAGUAACCAAAUGUGCAAGAAUUCUCAAGAUGUCGUCUGCUCUAAUGCAGGGACAUGUCACUGUGGCAGGUGUAUGUGUGAUAAUCCAGAUGGAAACAGCCUUGUUUAUGGUAAAUUUUGUGAGUGUGAUGAUAGAGAAUGCAUAGACGAAGAGACGGAAGAAAUAUGUGGAGGCCAUGGAAAGUGUUACUGUGGAAACUGUUACUGCGAGGCUGGUUGGCAUGGCGAUAAAUGUGAGUUCCAGUGUGAUAUCACCCCCUGGGAGAGCAAGCGAAGAUGCACGUCUCCAGAUGGCCAGAUCUGCAGUAAUAGAGGGACUUGUGUGUGUGGUGAAUGUUCUUGCCACGAUGUUGACCCAACUGGAGACUGGGGAGAUAUUCAUGGGGACACCUGUGAAUGUGACGAAAGGGACUGUAGGGCCGUCUAUGACAGAUACUCUGAUGACUUCUGUUCAGGUCAUGGACAGUGUAAUUGUGGAAGAUGUGACUGCAAAGCAGGGUGGUAUGGGAAGAAGUGUGAGCACCCACGUUCCUGCCCGCUGUCGGCAGAGGAGAGCAUCAGGAAGUGCCAGGGAAGCUCGGGUCUCCUUUGCUCCGGAAGGGGUAAAUGUGAAUGUGGCAAGUGCACCUGCUACCCUCCGGGGGACCCCAGGGUGUACGGCAAGACGUGUGAAUGCGACGGCCGCCGCUGUGAGGGCCUGGACGGCACGGUCUGCGGGGGCCACGGCACCUGCUCCUGCGGCCGCUGCGUGUGCGAGCGAGGAUGGUUCGGGGCGCUCUGCCAGCACCCGCGGAAGUGUAACAUGACGGAGGAACAAAGCAAGAGUCUGUGCGAAUCAGCGGAUGGCGUCCUGUGCUCCGGGAAGGGUUCUUGCCACUGUGGGAAGUGCAUCUGCUCUGCCGAAGAGUGGUACGUUUCUGGAGAGCUCUGUGACUGUGACGACAGGGACUGUGACCAGCACGAUGGCCUCAUUUGCACAGGAAAUGGAAUAUGUAGCUGUGGAAAUUGCGAAUGCUGGCGUGGAUGGAAUGGAAACGCGUGUGAGAUCUGGCUUGGCCCAGACUACCCUUAAGUACCACGUGGGACAGGACUGCAUUCUCAGAUUCUUGUUUCUAAGGAUACAUUAUUGACUGCAAAAGUAGGGUCAUGCAAAGAAGUCAAGAAGAGAUACUGUGAUCAAAUGGCGCCGGUCUCAAAGCUCACCAGAUUAAAAAAAAAUCUAGAAGUGUCUUAGGUAGAAAUUACAAAUAUUCACUCAGUGAUAGGAAUAAAAUGUUUAUUUUCUUAAUGGUGAAAUUUCACUCUGUAUGAAAUUCACAUUGAAUUAUGAAAAUGUACAAUAAUUAGGACUUCCCUUAUAUAUGUACAGUUAAAUCUACUUACACACAUUAGUUUAGGCAACCUUUAAUUAUUUGGAGCUAAAAAAAACCCACUUUUUUUUCUAAAUGUGAAUUAUAUUUUGUAAAAUCCUAGAAUAAUGUAACAAAAUCAUUUCCACAUUGUUUAAGAUGAAAAUUGUUACUUGGAAAUUUUACUUAAUGAUGUAAAUAUCCUAGAGUCAUGGCUUGGACUUUAUUAAGUCAAAUCACCAAAAAUUAAGGAAAAUAUGUGUCUGCCGAGUUACUUAAAAAUUUAAUAUUGAAAGUUAUUUAAGAGAAAAUUUAUCUGAUGCUGACUUUGAUAGUACUAAUAGUGUUCUGAUACUUUAAUAGAUUUAUAAAAUCGUAAUCUCUAUCCUGAGAUGAUGAAGUGCAACCGUAUUAGUUGUAUCUCUAGUAUUGAGUGUGUCCAUUGAUAUAUCAGUUUUGUAAAAUGAGGGAAAAAUAAGCAGUUCAGAAAUCAUAUAGAUGAUAUUCUUUCCUCCUCUCUAGCUAAUCAUUUUUAGCCUCAAACAAAUCUAUUAUUAUUGUUCCGUAGCGUUUUGAUGACUCGAUGACGCGUGAUCAUCAGAAUUCACUACAUCACAUACCUUCCCACACUGCAGAACUCUGUUUUCCGUGAAGGACCAGAUCAUCAAUACUUUAGAUCCCAUGGACCACCUACAUCUCUGUGUUCUUCUCUGUUUGUUUGUUCUUAAUACUUUGAAAUUAUAAAAGGAAAAACAGAACACUCAUUCCGAGCUCCUGGCCGGAGAAAAUCAGACUGCAUGCUGGAGAUGGUUCCCAGCUGAGCAGUAGUUGGCCAACCGCACUCUACUGGAGAUGUUAUUCAUCUUGUCUUAGCCUGGAUUCCUGGGUGUGUCUUAGUUUUCUGAUAACUCCCCCUGUUUGCUAGCCCUGUGUAUUAACAACUACAACAAAAGGGCUUCGCUUUUUAUGUUUUCAUAUAAGGAAAAUGUCCUCAGCAUGUAUUUUUUAUUUUUUUUAGAAAAAGUUUCGAUAGGGAGAAAUUAUACUAUGAAGUUUGUAAUGGGAUUUGUUCAAAAUUUUUUGACAAGGCUGAAAACACAGUCAGCUGAAUUCUGGGUUCAUUUAGCUACAAAUUAUUGAACCGAAACUGAGUGAUAGCCUAAGUCACAUGGUACCUAAUCUCUAAGGAAUAUUUUUCUUUUAAAAUAGAAAUAUUUUCUUUUUACUUCUUUCUGUCUGCUUUAUUUCAUACAUGUGUAUGUGAUUUUGACUCUAGCAAUGCAAACAUCAAUAGAUAUAAGAAGUUAUUUAAUUUACAUGUUUAAAUUGGAAAAAAUAAAAUAUAGUUACAUGUAAAGACGUAAAUCCUACCCUUCUUCAAUGUGAUUUUGUAUUUUGACUUUCAAUUUGGUUACUAAGAUUUAAUAAAAAAAAAAACGGCUCCCUCUUUCAAACAAAGGCAGGGCAGGAACAAACUUGUUAUAGGUGAAGGGUAAAUGUGCGAAUCUCAUUGUCUUGUUCGAGUUUGUGUGAAGUUACAGGGAGAUUAACGUCAGUUGGGAAGGGAUGUGACAGGACGCGUUUGCUGCUGGUGUUGGCACGCAUCACACUUGUUGGCAAACCAUCACCGAGGAAUUCUUCCACAAAGACUUUUCAAUAUAAUUGACUAAGGUCCUAAGACCCAAGAGGACAGUCAUGAUACUCCACUUUCUCUUUGCACCCUUCAGCUAAUAUAAAUGCCUGCAGCACCUUGAAAAGAAUGGCCACCGCCACCUCAAAUACAAACACAGUUUCCACCAGCAAACAUCAGGAUUAGACCGAAAGAUACAGAAAACUGAGAAAAAAUAAAAACAAUCACAACUCAGCCUUUGUUUGCAGACUAACUAUCGAAACUUUGAAGCCCUACUCAGUGUCCAAGAGUCCGCAGGCCCCGUGUGCCCCCCCUCGUAAGCUAUGAAACUUAAGCUGGGAAAUGUAUUUUACUCCCAAGUUAUACAGGUCUCAUCUGGAUGUUGGUAUAUCUGCAUUUAGCCAAUUGCUUUCCUUGGAAAGAGACUUGUUCUGAAAUAAAGUGAAAAAUAGUUUUCAAUUA
This is a messenger RNA of Suricata suricatta (meerkat), 3854 nucleotides long. It is a transcript of the gene ITGBL1, whose product is annotated as integrin subunit beta like 1. Gene Ontology annotation, molecular function: integrin binding. NCBI's taxonomy places the organism in Eukaryota, Metazoa, Chordata, Mammalia, Carnivora, Herpestidae. The record is from RefSeq and is a predicted model, not a curated record. Gene Ontology annotation, cellular component: cell surface; focal adhesion; integrin complex. The coding region runs from base 1 to 1485 and encodes 494 amino acids. The transcript is spliced from 12 exons. Gene Ontology annotation, biological process: cell adhesion mediated by integrin; cell-matrix adhesion; cell migration.